GUUUACGGUUUCUAUGGUAACACUGCUGCACGUCAGUCUCACAGAUAAACCGAGUCACCUAACUUCAUAUUAACUAUUCAACCAAACAGAGAAGACAGUGAAUGAAGUGUCUUUUGGCCAAAGAUGGCUGCCUCUUCCGGAGUUUUCAAAACCAUAAAGACGAGGGACAUGCCGCAGUUUCCCGUCCUGCCCCCGAUUAAAGGCCCCCAGCAGCGGGGAGGAGAGAUGGAGCAGCUCGAAGCAUCCAAGGAGGAGAUAUCCAAGAGGUUAUCUGUUUAUAAGAAGCUGCUGCGACACAGGAGGAGCAAACAAGAGCAACGCCAUACGAUGCUGUUCUCCAGAGCAAUGGAAACUUACAGAAAGAGCAAAGAGAGGAGAGCAGUGGGCUGCCAGUCACCAGAGCCUCAGUUUCCCUCUUCUAUGCUUAGUGAGGAGCGGAAGUGUAGGAUGAACUAUGAGUUCCUGAAGCGAUGUGUGGAGAGACGCCCAUACGCCCCCAUCCAGCAGCAGUGGUUGGACUCCAUUGUCUCCCGAGUCCCGCACACACUGAAGGAGAGUCCUGAGACAAAGAAGCUGCUGCAGGAGCUCUGCACAGAAGUCAGCGACGACUUCCGCCAUGUUAUUGUCAAGCACACAGUGGACUCGGUGCUGAGGAAUCCAGAUAAAGAGAAGCUGAUCUCGGACGAACAGACAGCUACCCAAACACACGUUCUGGAUUUCUCCCGGCCUUGGCAUGACAGCUUUAUCCGAAGCCGCAGGAUGAUAAAAAGAAAUUUGCACAUUCUUCAUCCGGUCAUGCAAACUGUUCUGGAUAUUGGCUACACAACAUUUUCUACCCUGGUCCUGGCUGAUCUUUCAGGAUGGAGGGCUUCAGGACCCGUGGACUGUAAGAACCUACAGAACAAAAUGGCUGUGGAGUGUAAGAGGACAGAAGAUCGUAUCAUGAAUACCUGGUUUCCCCAAGUUAUCCACUUACUAACCAGUGAAGAAACUCUGAAAGGAGUUAAAGAGGAGAGACUGGACUGCUUCUAUGACUGUGCAUCCACACUCAUCUCCAAUCAGUUGAAAUCCAUGCUUCAGACAAGUGUGGAGAUGUUUAUCAAUCUGUUUGAGCUGAGCAAUCCCCACCACUUGCCCCUCUUCCGUUUGGCCUUGACAUUUGAUGAUGAAAAGAUGGAAAUUUACCCCACCUUACAAGAUCUGGAAGCUGCUGUUUUUGAGAUUCUUAAUGCCAUCACAAAUACACUGCAGAGAGUACAGACGGUCCAGUCAUGGUUGACACAAGCCACGUCUUCGUUUGUUGAUGCUAAGGUGGCUGAUCGCGUCCUUUCUUGGGCUCAGGACACUUUAAAGGCAGCUGUGUGCAGGAAUCUGGAGGAACCUAACAAUCAUUUCCAGAGUUAUGUUGACAAGUAUGACUGGCUAAUCGAUGGAACUGCACAGACGCGGGUGGAGAUGUUCACGGAAGAGGAACACUCUUUUGAUGAGUACGCUAAGCUAGUGGAGGACUUCCGUGCUGUGUCAAAGGAGCUCACCAGCCUCCCAACAAAGGUUCACUUCACAAUGGUCCAUCUGGACUGUGAAGAGCUGAAACAAGGGCUGGCUCACAAAGCCAAAGCCUACGCCGAAAUACUUCUGAAGAAAAUGAUCACCAGCCACCAUGAGAAAAAUCUACUGAUCUGCUCUGAAUUUGAAACCAUCAGAGAGAAAGCUCUGAAGGUUCCAGAGAACACAGAGGACAUGGCUCAAAUGGUUGAUUACAUACAUUUUACUAAGACGAAGAGUAUUGCAGAACUGAAUGAAAAAAUAAAGGAAGCCUACAACAGACUGAUCUACCUCUUGGACGUCCACAUCGUUGAGCCCGAGGAUCUGGAGCUGAAUUCAACUGUCUUUCUCUGGCCAGAGAACAUUCUCCAUGUCUUUGAACUCAGUGAUGAGGUAUUGCAGAUGGCCAAGCAGAGGGGGGAGCAGGAGCUGCUUGCUAAAAGAGAGCGAUUGAUGGUGCACCUGGAGAAGCUGGGACGCAGAAUAGAGGAGUUCCCACAUUGCUCUGAGCUGGAUAUGAUGCAGCAGUAUGUUUCAGAUGUCAGAACAGUUCAGAAACUUCUUCAGGAGACUGAGGAGGGAAUUGGCUUCAUUAACAAAGAAGAGAUCUUCUAUCAGUGGGAGCCCACAUGUUACCAAGAGGUCGAUGUCAUCAAAGAGACUAUUGGACUGUACCAGAAGCUGUUUGGACUUGUACUGAAGUGGCAGCGCACAGAGAACAGAUGGAUGGAUGGAUCCUUCCAGGACUUGGAGGGGGAGAGCAUGGAGGCACAACUGGAUGAGUUCUUUAGAGAGAUCUUAAAGAUGCUGAAGUUUUUCCAACAGAAACAGAACAAGGUCGAGCAAGAUACUGAAAUGUUUGUUGGAAAGGCUAAGGGACAACCUAGCAUAGACGAUCCAAGGAAGCAAGAGAACCCCAACAUACUUCUGUGCUCCACUGUAAUGGAGCAGAUCAAAGAGUUCAAGGACCAUAUCCCUGUAGUCUCCAUCUUGUGUAAUCCAGGCGUCAAACCCCGCCACUGGGACCAGAUGUCACAUAUAGUUGGCUAUGACCUCACUCCUGACUCUGGUACUACACUACGCAAAGUUCUCAAACAAAACCUGGCCCCUUACCUGGAAGAGUUUGAGUCUAUCAGUGCUGCUUCAAGUAAAGAGUUUUCCUUGGAGAAGGCAAUGCAAGCCAUGGUGCACAUUUGGGACGGUAUUUCUUUACAACACCAACCUUACAGGGAGACUGGGGUUUCUAUCCUGACUUCCUGGGAUGAGAUUCAGACAAUUCUUGAUGACCAGAUUGUGAAGACUCAGACUAUGAGGGGCUCACCUUUCAUCAAACCAUUUGAAAAGCAGAUCAAGCUGUGGGAGGAGCGUCUGCUUCGCAUUCAGGAAACGAUAGAUGAGUGGCUGAAGGUACAGGCCCAGUGGCUUUACCUGGAGCCCAUCUUCUCCUCUCAGGACAUCAUGCAGCAGAUUCCGGAGGAGGGACGCCUUUUCCAAACUGUUGACAAAAACUGGAGAGAAGUCAUGAGACACUGCAUUAAGGAUCCCAAGAUUCUGCCUGCAACUUCGCUGCCUGGUUUGCUAGAAAAACUGCAAGAUUCCAACAAUCUCCUGGAUAGCAUCAUGAAAGGACUGAACGCCUACCUGGAGAAGAAACGUCUCUUUUUUCCAAGAUUCUUCUUUCUGUCUAAUGAUGAAAUGCUGGAAAUUUUGUCUGAGACCAAAGACCCACUGCGAGUGCAGCCCCAUCUUAAGAAGUGCUUCGAAGGCAUUUCUAAACUCGACUUUCUACCCAAUCUGGAUAUUCAGGCCAUGUAUAGCAGUGAAGGGGAGCGUGUUCAGCUAAUCCAACACAUUUCAACGUCUGAAGCCAGAGGAGCUGUGGAGAAGUGGUUGGUGCAGGUGGAGGAUGUGAUGCUUCGCAGUGUCAGAGAUGUGGUGGCCCGGUCCAGGGUGGCCUAUGCUGAGACUGCGAGGAGCCAGUGGGUGAAGGAAUGGCCUGGGCAGGUGGUGCUUUGCACCUCCCAGAUUUACUGGACGAUGGAGGUGCAUGAGGCUAUCAGAGAUGGGGCUGAUGGUUUAAAGAACUACUAUCAGCAACUGCAGAAUCAGCUGAAGGACAUUGUGGAGCUGGUGAGAGGGAAACUGCCCAAACAAACACGGAUCACUCUGGGAGCAUUGGUCACGAUCGACGUCCAUGCCAGGGAUGUGGUGAUGGAGCUUAUUGAGAAAGGUGUAUCACAUGAAACUGACUUCCAGUGGCUCGCCCAGCUGCGUUAUUACUGGAGCAAUGAUAACGUUCGUGUUCGCAUAAUCAACUGUGACGUUAAAUACGCCUACGAGUACUUGGGGAACUCACCACGUCUGGUCAUCACCCCGCUGACUGACAGAUGCUACAGAACUCUGAUUGGAGCUUUCUACCUGAAUUUGGGUGGUGCACCCGAGGGCCCUGCUGGAACAGGAAAGACCGAAACCACCAAAGACCUGGCCAAAGCUCUAGCUGUGCAGUGUGUGGUCUUCAACUGUUCUGAUGGACUGGAUUACAUCGCUAUGGGAAAAUUUUUCAAAGGACUGGCAUCAUCUGGUGCGUGGGCAUGCUUUGACGAAUUCAACCGUAUUGAGCUGGAGGUGCUGUCUGUAGUGGCCCAGCAGGUUCUCUGCAUCCAGAGAGCCGUGGAGCAGAAGCUGGAGUACUUUGACUUCGAGGGGACUCUGCUCAAACUCAAUCCCAACUGCUUCGUGUCCAUAACGAUGAACCCUGGCUAUGCAGGACGCUCAGAACUCCCAGACAAUCUCAAGGUGUUGUUCAGAACAGUGGCCAUGAUGGUGCCCAACUACGCACUGAUAGCAGAGAUUUCACUGUAUUCAUAUGGCUUCCUCAAUGCUAAACCACUGUCUGUAAAGAUAGUGAUGACCUACCGGCUCUGUUCGGAGCAGCUGUCUUCCCAGUUUCAUUACGAUUACGGCAUGAGAGCUGUCAAAGCUGUUCUCGUGGCUGCAGGAAACCUCAAGCUGAAGUUUCCGGAGGAGAAUGAGGACAUACUGCUCCUCAGGUCUAUAAAGGAUGUCAAUGAGCCCAAGUUUCUCUCCCAUGAUAUUCCACUAUUCAAUGGGAUCACCAGUGAUUUGUUCCCAGGCAUCUCCCUUCCUGAGGCUGACUAUAAGCUGUUUCUGGAGGCUGCUGUGGAGUGUUGUAAGAAUCACGAUGUACAACCAACAGAGGUCUUCUUAAAGAAGAUGAUUCAGACAUAUGAGAUGAUGAUAGUCAGGCAUGGGUUCAUGCUGGUGGGUGAGCCUUUUGCUGGAAAGACCAAAGUGCUGCACACGCUUGCUGACACUCUGACUCUCAUGAAUGAGAGAGGGUAUGGUGAAGAGGAGAAGGUCAUCUUCAGGACAUUGAACCCAAAGUCCAUCACGAUGGGACAGCUCUUUGGACAGUUUGAUCUAGUUUCCCAUGAGUGGACAGAUGGAAUCGUGGCCAACACAUUUCGUGAAUUUGCAUCAGCUGAAACACCGGACCGUAAAUGGGUGGUGUUUGAUGGUCCUAUAGACACACUGUGGAUUGAGAGUAUGAACACUGUGCUGGAUGACAAUAAAAAGUUGUGCCUGAUGAGUGGGGAAAUCAUCCAGAUGUCCAAUCAAAUGAAUCUGAUAUUUGAAGCAAUGGAUCUAUCACAGGCCUCUCCUGCCACAGUCAGUCGAUGUGGGAUGAUCUACCUGGAACCAUCUCAGUUGGGCUGGGAGCCUCUAGUCAUCUCCUGGAUGAACUCUCUUCCUGAUCCUCUUCAGAGGCCGGACAACCGCUCGCUGCUGCUGGAACUCUUCCAUUGGCUCCUGCCUCCUGCGCUCAGGACGCUGCGUAAAAACUGCAGAGAAGUUGUGUCCACUCAUGACAGUAACACUGUGGUGUCCUUGUGUCGACUGUUUGAGAUGCUGCUCACUGAACCUGUCAAGACGGACCCUGGAGAUAAAAAUAUUUGCGUCUGGAUCAUGGCUGCUUUUGCCUUCUCCCUGGUGUGGUCAGUGGGCGGCAGCUGUGACGCAGACAGCAGAGAGAUUUUCAGUGAGUUCUUCAGGGCGACUGUUUCAGGAAAAACAGAAGAAUUCCCAGUCCCUGCCUCUGUGGGAAAAUGGGAAUGUUCCAUGAAUGACAAAGGCCAGGUGUAUGACUAUUUCUAUGAGUUUAAAGGUAGAGGCCGUUGGGUUCACUGGAAUGAUGCCAUCAAGAAUGUCAACCUGGGCGACAAAAACACCAAAGUGCAAGAGAUCAUUGUUCCCACCAUGGACACUGUUCGCUACACUUAUCUGUUGGACCUCUGCAUCAGCUACGGAGUACCUCUCCUGUUUGUUGGUCCUACUGGCACCGGGAAGUCCGUGUACGUGAAGGAGAAACUGAUGAACAAUCUGGACAAAGAUCGCUAUUUACCCUUCUUCAUCAAUUUCUCAGCUCGCACAAGUGCAAACCAAACCCAGAAUAUCAUCAUGUCCAGGUUAGAUAAGAGAAGGAAGGGGGUGUUUGGGCCCCCCAUGGGCAAGAAGUGCGUCAUCUUUGUGGAUGACAUGAACAUGCCUGCACUGGAACAGUUUGGAGCGCAGCCACCUGUGGAGCUUCUUCGACAGUACAUAGACCAUGGAAACUGGUAUGAUCUGAAGGAUACCUCCAAGAUCACUCUUGUCGACCUCCAGCUCAUCUCAGCUAUGGGCCCCCCUGGUGGAGGGAGAAAUGCAGUGACGCCUCGCUUCCUGCGGCACUUCAACAUUUUUAGCAUCAAUGCCUUCAGUGAUGAUACUAUGGUUCGCAUUUUCUCCAAUGUGGUGGAGUUCUAUCUCAGAAACAAUGAAUUUCCACCUGAAUAUUUUACUGUUGGCAACCAAAUAGUGACGGCUACAAUGGAAGUGUAUAAGAAAGCCAUGGAGAACCUGCUUCCAACUCCAGCCAAGUCUCACUACACAUUCAACCUGCGGGACUUCUCACGCGUAAUCCAAGGCUGCCUGUUGCUCAAGAAGGAGUCUCUGGAGAACAAACGCACUAUGAUUCGCUUGUUUGUCCAUGAGGUCUUCCGUGUCUACUACGACCGUUUGGUGGAUGACAAAGAUCGCGCGUGGCUCUACCAGCUCAUGAACAGCGUCCUCAAAGAUCACUUCAAAGAGUCUUUUGAUCAGGUCUUUGAUCACCUGAAACAAGGGAGUAAACUGGUUGAGGAGGACAUGCACAAUCUUCUGUUCGGCGACUACAUGAACCUCGACCUGGAGGAUGAUAAGCGGCUGUACGCUGAGGUGCCCUCAAUGGAAAGCUUUUCUCAGGUGGUGGAGUCGUGUCUCGACGAAUACAAUCAGAUGCACAAGAAUCACAUGAACCUGGUCAUCUUCCGCUACGUCCUGGAGCAUCUGUCCCGUAUCAGCCGUGUGUUGAAGCAGUCUGGAGGAAAUGCCCUGCUUGUGGGAGUGGGAGGCAGCGGACGCCAGUCCAUCACACGUCUGGCUACGUCCAUGGCCCACAUGACGCUGUUCCAGCCUGAGAUCUCGAAGAACUAUGGCAUGACUGACUGGAGAGAUGACCUCAAGAUGCUCCUGAAAAAUGCUGGGGUGAAAGGUCAGAAGACGGUGUUCUUACUAACUGAUGCUCAAAUAAAAAACGAGGCUUUUCUAGAAGAUGUGGACAGUGUCCUGAACACAGGAGAGGUGCCCAAUCUGUUCGCCGUAGAUGAGAAGCAAGAGAUUAUGGAGGCGGUACGUCCCUUUGCCCAGGGUGGAAAUAAGAAUUUGGAGUUAAGCCCUCUGACUCUAUUUGCGUUCUUUGUGGCACGCUGUAAAGAGAACCUGCAUAUUGUCGUGGCCUUCAGUCCCAUUGGAGAUGCCUUUCGAAAUCGCCUCCGCCAGUUUCCAUCUCUUAUCAACUGCUGUACCAUUGACUGGUUCCAGCCAUGGCCAGAGGAGGCUCUGGAGCGAGUGGCCAACUCCUUCCUGGAGUCACUGGAGAUGAGUGAAAACGAGAGGCAGGAGGUCAUACCCAUCUGCAAAACAUUCCAUACCUCUGCCAAACAGCUCUCACAGAGAUUCCUCUCUGAGCUUGGUCGUCAUAAUUAUGUGACACCCACAUCCUAUCUGGAGCUGAUUGCAGCUUUCCGUCUGCUGCUCACUCAGAAAAGAGACACUGUCAUGAAGGCAAAACAGAGGUAUACCAAUGGUCUGGAUAAACUAGCCUUCGCUGAAUCUCAGGUGGGUGAGAUGAAGAAGGAGCUGGUGGAUCUACAGCCCAAGCUAGAGCAGGCAAAGAUAGACAACACCAAAAUGAUGGAGGUGAUUGAAGUGGAGUCUGUGGAGGUGGAAGCCAAAAGUAAAGUUGUGCGAGUUGAUGAGGAGGCAGCAACUAUAAAAGCCAAUGAGGCUCAAGCUCUGAAGAACGAGUGUGAGAGCGACUUGGCGGAGGCUAUUCCUGCCCUGGAAGCUGCUCUCUCUGCCCUGAACACUUUGAAGCCCUCUGAUGUCACAAUCGUGAAGUCGAUGAAAAAUCCACCUUCAGGGGUGAAGCUGGUGAUGGCAGCUGUGUGUGUGAUGAAGGACAUAAAGCCAGAUAAGAUACCUGACCCGGCUGGGGCUGGAAAAAAGGUUUUUGACUACUGGGGUCCGAGCAAGAAGCUUCUGGGGGAUAUGAACUUCUUGCGAGAUCUUAAAGAAUAUGACAAAGAAAAUAUUCCUGUCCCUGUGAUGCAAAAAAUCCGUAGUGAGUACAUGACAAAUCCUGACUUUGACCCAAGUAUAGUGGCAAAGGCCUCCUCCGCAGCAGAGGGCCUGUGCAAGUGGAUAAAAGCAAUGGAAGUGUAUGACCGUGUGGCAAAGGUUGUGGCUCCUAAGAAGGCCAAUCUGGCGGAGGCUCAGGAGUCGCUGGCUGCUACCAUGACCCUGUUGGACCAAAAGAGAGGCGAGCUGAAGGAGGUCGAGGACCGUUUAGCUGCUCUACAGAAAACCUUUGAGGAGAAGACGGAGGAGAAAGCUCAGCUGGAGUUCCAAGUGGAUUUGUGUGCCAGGAAGCUGGAGAGGGCUGAGAAACUCAUAGGUGGUCUGGGUGGAGAGAAGACCAGAUGGUCUAAGGCAGCAGAUGAGCUGCAGAACACAUACGACAACCUGACUGGAGAUGUCCUCAUCUCUGCUGGGGUCAUCGCCUACCUCGGGGCUUUUACUGCCGGCUUCAGAAAUGAGUGCACCAAAUUAUGGACCAAACUCUGCCAGUCUAAGACCAUUCCAUCUUCAGAUGACUUCUCUCUCAGUAAAACCCUGGGAGAUCCCAUUAAGAUCAGGGCUUGGAACAUUGCAGGCCUUCCCAGUGACUCUUUCUCUAUCGACAACGGUGUCAUUGUCAGUAAUUCACGCAGAUGGCCCUUGAUGAUCGACCCUCAGGGCCAGGCCAACAAGUGGGUGAAGAAUUCAGAGAAAGACAACAACCUGAGUGUGAUCAAGCUGACUGAUGCAGACUACAUGAGAACUUUGGAGAACUGUAUUCAGUUUGGAACUCCCUUACUGCUGGAAAAUGUAGGAGAGGAGCUGGACCCUUCGCUGGAACCACUGCUGCUCAAACAGACCUUCAAACAAGGUGGUGUGGAUUGCAUCAAGUUGGGGGAGAGUGUGAUUGAAUACUCGUGCGAUUUCCGUUUCUACAUCACCACUAAGCUGAGGAACCCUCACUACCUACCAGAACUGGCCACCAAGGUUUCCCUGCUGAAUUUCAUGAUCACCCCAGAGGGUUUGGAGGACCAGCUGCUGGGCAUCGUGGUUGCCAAGGAGAGGCCUGAGCUGGAGGAGGAGAGAAAUGCACUAAUACUGCAGUCAGCUGCAAAUAAGAGACAACUAAAGGAAAUCGAAGACAAGAUCCUGGAGACGCUGCAGUCAUCAGAGGGAAACAUCCUGGAGGAUGAGAGCGCCAUUCAGAUUCUGGACUCCGCUAAGAUCAUGUCCAAUGAGAUUACUAAAAAACAGCAGAUUGCAGAAAAGACGGAGAUUGAGAUAGCAGAGUCCAGAGAGGGUUACAGAACCAUUGCCAAGCAUUCCUCCGUCCUGUUCUUCAGCAUUGCUGAUCUGACCAAUAUUGACCCCAUGUACCAGUACUCUCUGAGCUGGUUUGUCAACCUCUACAUCAACUCUAUAAAAGACAGUAACAAGUCGAAGAUGCUGGAGAGGAGGCUUCGAUUCCUGACCGAUCACUUCACCUAUAAUCUGUUCUGCAACGUCUGUCGUUCUCUGUUUGAGAAGGACAAACUGCUCUUCUCCUUCCUCCUCUGCUGCAAUCUCCUCCUAGCAAAGGAGGAGAUUGAGUACUGUGACUUCGUGUUCUUCCUGACUGGUGGAGUGGGCCUGCAGAAGACCAUCGCUAACCCUGACCCCCGCUGGCUACAGGAUAAGAGCUGGGAUGAGAUAUGUCGAGCCAGUGAACUGCCUGGCUUACAAGGAAUUAAAGAGGCUUUCAUCAGGACUCCGGGAGACUUCAAGCCCAUCUAUGACAGCAAAGAGCCCUGCAACACUCCCCUUCCUGCACCCUGGUGUGAUCGACUCAACGACCUGCAGAAAAUGAUCAUUGUUCGCUGUCUCCGGCCUGAUAAGAUAGUUCCAGCUGUCACUAAGUAUGUGACUGGCAAACUGGGGAAGAAAUUUGUCCAAGCCCCUCCCUUUGACCUGAGUAAGAGCUACCUGGACUCCAACUCCACCCUCCCUCUGGUGUUUGUGCUGUCUCCAGGAGCUGAUCCCAUGGCCAGCCUACUGAAGUUUGCCAGUGACAAGAGCAUGAGUGGUGCCAAGUUCCAGUCCAUCUCUCUCGGUCAAGGCCAGGGUCCCAUCGCUGCUAAAAUGAUAUCUACAGCCAUGCAGGAUGGGACAUGGGUGUGUUUGCAGAAUUGUCAUCUGGCUGUUUCCUGGAUGUCCACCUUGGAGAAAAUCUGUGAGGACUUCAGUCCAGCAACAUGCCAUCCUGACUUCCGCCUUUGGCUCACAAGCUACCCUUCACCAAAGUUUCCAGUGACCAUCCUGCAGAGCGGGGUGAAAAUGACAAAUGAGCCUCCCUCGGGACUGAGACUCAACCUGCUUCAGUCUUACUUGUCAGAUCCUAUUUCUGACCCCAACUUCUUCAAUUACUGCCCCAAUAAGGAGCCGAUUUGGGAAAAGCUCCUGUAUGGACUGUGCUUCUUCCAUGCACUUGUUCAGGAAAGAAAGAAGUUUGGUCCACUGGGCUGGAAUAUUCCCUAUGGCUUCAACGAGUCUGACCUGCGUAUAAGCAUCAGACAGCUACAGCUGUUUGUGAACCAAUACAAUGAAGUGCCCUUCGAGGCCAUAACGUAUCUGACCGGGGAGUGUAACUAUGGAGGCCGUGUGACAGAUGACUGGGACAGACGUCUCCUGAUGACCAUCUUGACGGACUUCUACAACAAGGAUGUCAUUGAGAAACCUUGCUACCCUUUCUCCCCUAGUGGUGAAUACCAUGCCCCACCUAAAUCUAUCUAUGAGGACUACAUUGAAUUUAUCAAGGAGCUUCCAUUCAGCCAGCACCCAGAGGUUUUUGGGAUGCAUGAAAACGUAGACAUUUCCAAAGAUCUCCAGCAGACCAAGGUGCUGUUUGAUUCACUCCUACUCACACAGGGCGGUGGCGCUAAAGGAGGAGUUAGCUCCGGGAGUGACAACACACUCUACGACAUAGCCAAUGGCAUCCUUACCAAGCUUCCAAGUAAUUUUGACAUAGAAGCAGCUCUGUCAAAGUUCCCAGUGCUCUACGAGGAGAGUAUGAACACCGUCCUCGUCCAGGAGAUGGAGCGCUACAACACGCUGUGCAUUACGAUCCGUGAGAGUCUACAGAACCUGCUGAAGGCCAUUAAGGGUCUGGUGGUGAUGGAUGCAGAUCUGGAGGCUGUUGCCAGCAGUCUGAUGGUGGGCAAGGUCCCAGAGAAAUGGGCCAAGCGCUCCUACCCGAGCCUCAAACCCCUGGGCAGCUACAUUUCUGACUUUCUCUCAAGAUUGAAGUUUUUGCAGGGAUGGUGCGACACCUGUAAACCCAACGUGUUCUGGCUGUCUGGCUUCUUCUUCACCCAGGCCUUUCUAACUGGGGCGAUGCAGAACUACGCCAGGAAAUACCACGUCCCCAUCGACCUGCUCAGUUUUGAUUUUGAGGUUCUUCCUAUCAAUGAGUCGGACACAUCACCUGAGGACGGUGUUUACAUUUUUGGAUUGUUUCUGGAUGGAGCUCGAUGGGACAAAGAGCGAGGACUUCUGGCUGAGCAGCUCCCCAAAGUCCUGUUUGACAUGAUGCCCAUCAUCUGGAUAAAACCCACUCAGAAGAGGAGCAGUGAUCAGCCUCAGGAUCUGUACGUUUGCCCUCUUUAUAAGACCAGUGAGAGAAAGGGCACCCUCUCCACCACAGGCCACUCCACCAACUUUGUCAUUUCCAUGACGUUAACCACCAGCACACCCCCUCAACACUGGAUCAAGCGUGGUGUGGCCAUGCUCUGCCAGCUCGAUGACUGAAACAAAACAACACCCUGGACUGCUUUGUUUCUUAAAGAGGCAUUUCUUCUCUCAUCCAAGUUCUAACUGACUAGUAGGGGUUAGCACCUGUCCUGUGGGGGGGUUGAGUCAAACAGGCAGGUUGUUGGGUUUGCAUGAGCCCCUAUUCAGACCUGGUGUUAACAUCAGUCCUUGAUCACAAGUGGACAGCUCUUAAUACAUCUGGGAAACAUGUGUCCACAUUCUUUUCACUUUGUGAACACAAAUGUGUCCUGGGCCACAUGUGAAGGACCAACUACUCCGCUGACACUACAGUUUCACAAGGUUACCAUGUGUGGAUUUGCUUGUGGCAACAAUAUGUUUUGCCACUGCUGUGCAUUAGUGAUGGAUGAUAGAGAAUGUGCUGCACAUAGAUGCACUGUAUGAAAAUGUGUGAAUGGAUAAAUGGCUAAACUGUUCUGUAAAGUGAUCAUCAAGACUAGAAAAGCUCUAUAUAAAUACAGACCAUUUACCUCUAUGUAUAUAUCUCUUGCUCACACCGACAUACACACACACACACACAGACUGACACACAACAUUGUCAUCAAACACAUCUAUAAACUCAGCCUGGGUAAAAAUUAAAUCAUUUUGUUGUUGCAAACACAAAUGACGUACGUGUUUAUUAGGAUAUAGAGCAGGGAAGUGAGCUCUGAUCACAAGUGGUCACAGGAGACACCCAGGAUGCAUUUGAACUCAGAGCUGCCCAAUUGUGAUCAGAUCUCUCCAGACAGAUGUUAAUACCAGGUCGGAACAGGGGCUUGACUCAGUGGACUCACUACCUGGGUGCUCAACGUGCUGCAUGUUUAACAUAACGACCCUCAGGACUGGUAAACACCCACAGAUUAAAACAUCCCAUUGGUCAGUUAGAACUGAAGAAGCC
This is a messenger RNA of Hippoglossus stenolepis (Pacific halibut), 12943 nucleotides long. RefSeq names its product dynein, axonemal, heavy chain 12 (gene dnah12). The transcript has 74 exons. NCBI's taxonomy places the organism in Eukaryota, Metazoa, Chordata, Actinopteri, Pleuronectiformes, Pleuronectidae. The coding region runs from base 124 to 12045 and encodes 3973 amino acids. Gene Ontology annotation, biological process: microtubule-based movement. The record is from RefSeq and is a predicted model, not a curated record. Gene Ontology annotation, molecular function: minus-end-directed microtubule motor activity; ATP binding; ATP hydrolysis activity. Gene Ontology annotation, cellular component: dynein complex.